This is a messenger RNA of Puntigrus tetrazona (Sumatra barb), 1070 nucleotides long. It is a transcript of the gene cenpv, whose product is annotated as centromere protein V. The transcript is spliced from 7 exons. NCBI's taxonomy places the organism in Eukaryota, Metazoa, Chordata, Actinopteri, Cypriniformes, Cyprinidae. Gene Ontology annotation, molecular function: carbon-sulfur lyase activity. The record is from RefSeq and is a predicted model, not a curated record. The coding region runs from base 339 to 797 and encodes 152 amino acids.
GCACUUAAUAUAGAACGCAAUGUGUGACACAGAUGGCAUUUCUUUGAGACACAUCGACCUCAGACAUGUUGCCUGCCGUAUCUGUUGCAGCAAUGUAGGUCAUUUUCUCUGGCAGCUGAACGGGAGGAACCAGAUGACGCCGAGGGCGAAAUGAGCUGGCAGAAGCAUGUGACCCGGCCAGUCAACAGAGCUGCUUCUGUUUUGCAAGCGGCAGUGUUGGUUAUCAACAAAGUAUGGAAUGUUCUACAUGAGAGCGUGACUUAACUGUUUAAACCGGUCAGGUUGAAGACGACGAGCAACCCCAGUUUACCACACAUUAAGUUAGAAGUGCUAAACGAAUGGCGUGCGUAACUAAAGACAAAAGGGAGCGUGAUGGUCUUGUGAAACACACCGGAGGCUGUCACUGUGGCGCGGUGCGUUUUGAGGUGUGGAGCUCUCCAGAUUUACACGUGUUCAAUUGCAAUUGCAGUAUUUGCACAAAGAAACAGAAUCGCCACUUCAUUGUGCCAAAAUCCCAGUUCACCUUGCUGCAGGGAUCAGACAACAUAACCGCGUACACAUUUAACACACACGUGGCCAAGCACACAUUCUGCAAAACGUGUGGCGUCCAGAGCUUCUACAUGCCACGUUCCAACCCUGAUGGAUUUGGUGUGGCACCUCACUGUUUGGACCCUGGAACAGUGAGCAGUGUCACUGUAGAAGACUUCUUUGGACAGAACUGGGAGGAAAGCAUGCAGAAGCAUCAAACUAUAAGAACAGAAAUCAGAGGGGAGGAGCCAGCUGAUGGGCAGCUCUAGGACUGACACGUACUUUCUAAGUAAGCUGAUGGAGUGAAGAGAGAAGAUCUGACAACCUGUGGACACAGACAGAUUCUUUUUUUGGGGGGGGGGGUUAAGGUUUCCACGUUUUCAUCAAUGAACAGGCCAUUUCUAAGGCUUUUACAGCUAUUUCUUAUUAUUAUAAGUUUUACAUAAAUCUACAUGCUACCGAAGAUAUUUACUAAAUGAAACUGAAAAAAAUACACAGUAAUACAACAAUUAACAAAAAAAUGAAAAUAAGUUGACCUGGAC